This is a messenger RNA of Phoenix dactylifera (date palm), 2349 nucleotides long. RefSeq lists its product as uncharacterized. Gene Ontology annotation, biological process: developmental process; regulation of DNA-templated transcription; DNA-templated transcription. Gene Ontology annotation, molecular function: ATP binding. NCBI's taxonomy places the organism in Eukaryota, Viridiplantae, Streptophyta, Magnoliopsida, Arecales, Arecaceae. Gene Ontology annotation, cellular component: nucleus. The record is from RefSeq and is a predicted model, not a curated record.
GCAUCAACAGCACUGUCCAAACCCAAAAGGAAAGCCUCCCAACCCCUUGUGAAACGAGAGCUUGGCUAUACAUACAUCGUAGUUCGGUUGGCGGAGAAAUCAAACACAGUAAUCCACAGCUACGGACCUAACAGCUACAGUAGAAGUUGAUAGAAGCAAGGAACGAGGCUUGAACCAGAGUGGGUUCUUGGAUUUGCUGAGAAUGGAGACUAGAGUUGGUUUGGGCGACAAAAAGAAAAGGACGAGGGGGGAUGGGGAGCGUCCGGGCCUUGGCUUUGGCCGUGGUUCAGACUACAUCCCAUAUGCUCCUCAGAAGCUGAUCCGCACGGCUGGGCUUCCCUUCCUUUCUUCUUGUACCAGCGGGGAUGGCAGUAGCGUCCCAACUUCGACCCUGUCCUUCAGCGGCAGCCCGACCUUAUUUCUGAACGAUGACUACGAUGGUGGAAGAGCUCUGCUGCCUUUUCCCACUCCCUUCAAAUCCCCAGGCGUGGGAAUGGGCGUAGGUGGCUGUGAUCUGAGAGGGUUUCCAUUGACUUCGGCGCAGCGGCAGGAAAUCCAGCGCCAGGCUCUGAUCUACAAGCACAUCAUAUCUUCUGUUCCUGUCCCCUCUGACCUCCUCAUCUCCAACUCUCCUCCCUAUCACCUCCCCCCAAAUCUGGUGGCGGGUAGAGGUGGUGGUGGUACGUUUAACUUGAGGUUUUCGAACCGCAUGGAUCCGGAGCCAUGGAGGUGCCGGAGGACGGACGGGAAGAAGUGGAGGUGCUCGAGGAAUGCGGCGCCGGACCAGAAGUACUGCGAGCGCCACAUGCACAGGGGUCGCCCUCGUUCAAGAAAGCCUGUGGAAGUUAGCAAUACCAAACCCACCUCCACCAACGCUCCUCCAACCACGGCAGUCCCGACCAACUCGCCAACCAUCGUCACCACGACCACCACCACCGCAAGCCUUUCUAGGCCGCUUCCAUCUCAAUCCUCUGGCCUCUUCCUCAAGGAUGAGCUUAAGAUUCCAUUCCAAUCCUUGGAACCAAACGAGGAACAACGGUGCCUGGAUUGGAUGAAAGGGAAUAAUGAGGAGAUGGAAUCAAGCUUGCAGUGGGAGCUGAUGCAUUCGAAGAUUGGGUUGACGCAUGGCACCAUUCCUGUUCUCCAGCAUUAUGAGGACCAGCUGACCAUGAACUACGCUGCCUUUCUUAAUCCCGAUCUCUGCUCGCUGGAAGAAAAUGCCGUCGGCAACCGCGGAGAAGCCCCCAGGAGCUUCAUCGACGCCUGGUCCACGGCGACCCCCGCUGCCACCGCCGAAGUUGGCAACUCAACAUCUGUUCCCACCACCGGUGAGCUUCCGCUGUCAACCCUCACGCUUUCCAUGCCCAGCACGGGAGAAGGCACCGAUCAUCAAAUCCAAAUGGCCCCUGUUUCGCCGCUCGGCGGUCCUCUCGGUGAGGUUCUUCAGACGAGCAGUGCAACGUCUCCACGGCAAGGGUUCGGUGCCAAUGAUGGGGAUUCCAGUAGUCGUGGGCUUAUCAACAUUCUGAGCCAUGGUUUUCAUGGCAGUCAUGAGGUGAGCCUCCAAGAGAGUCCAACCAGGAUAGCUUCCUCUCCUUCUGGUGUCCUGCAGAAGGCCUUGGUUUCGCUCUCUGACUGGUAACAACCGAAGUCCCACUUUCGUUGCUGCCUCCCGGUCCGCGAUUCCUCUCCAGUGGACAAACCAGACCAAGCAGUAGUAUAUUGUGUCCCCGAACCUCGUUUUCUUUUAUGUCUCACAGUUGCCGUUUUCUUGAUUGUUUUUCCUGUUCUCGUCAUUGGGUUAGCAUGCGUCAUCUUGUUGAUAUAACAAUUGGGACCUCACCUAAGAAAAAAAAAAAAAAAGAAAGUUCAGAUUCUAUUUCGCACUGCCCUUAAAAGAUAUAUCAGAUUGUAUAAUCGCACCCUCACAUGCUUUUUUUUCAUUUAAGUCCUGACAUCUAAAGAUCAAAAUUUAUGCAAAUCUAAUCAUAAGCAUCAUGAUCGGUCUGUGGUCAGUCUUAAUGAGCUUGUGUCUUCUAGUCUACAUAGGCUAUGGGUCGAAACUGCUCCGAUAACAUUUUUAACAACCUAAAAUUUUAUUAAAAUUUUUUAAUAAAAUAUAUUAUUUAAAAUUUUUUGAUUCUAUAUAAGUAUUCAAAAAUUUUUUGGCAAAUAAUUAGUAUGAGACUAAGUACACGUCUACGAAGGUUCUCGUACUUGCUCUUUGGUGUUUUGUUGGAUUUGAACAUGUCAGGAGGCUGGUAUUCUGUUUGGUUACUGACAUGGGGUUUCCAACACGAAGUCCUCUGCGUUCGGAAAUGGAAAACAGUCGAUUCUCAGUUUUCUGCU